Molecule: messenger RNA, 1470 nt
Organism: Cylas formicarius (sweet potato weevil)
Lineage: Eukaryota; Metazoa; Arthropoda; Insecta; Coleoptera; Brentidae
Product: trace amine-associated receptor 8c
Exons: 8
Coding region: 138-1421 (427 amino acids)
Biological process (GO): neuropeptide signaling pathway
Cellular component (GO): membrane
Molecular function (GO): corazonin receptor activity
Source: RefSeq, a predicted model, not a curated record
CUGUAAUGCUCACUGCCGGAUACCAACGUUUCACGGCAUUAGUUGAACAAAAACGGUAGCAAAUAAGGCAUUACACGAGACCUUUGUGGUGCUUAUACGUGGCAGCAAUGCCUGAAGAGGCGUAGCAACCUCAGAUUAUGUACCACCACAGAACGUUCGUUCAGGUGACACCGUCUCUACAAAACAGCAGCUGUACGCAUCCCCGUUACAACCAGGUGACAUUCUGGACAAACCUGACUACUGGUGACGUCGUACAAGCAUCGGUGGUCCUAAUCCUGACUAUGGGAAUAAUCGUGGCCAAUUUGCUCCUUAUCUCCGUCAUCAACAGUCGAAGAUAUUCCAAGUACAUCCACUCUCAGCCUCGCUAUCUCUUGACCUCACUGGCCUGCAAUGACUUGGCGAUGGGUUUACUGGUGACGCCAUUUGCUGUCCUGCCAUCCUUGAGGAAUUGUUGGCCCUAUGGCGAACUAGUAUGUCAAAUUCAGGCAUUGCUACGUGGAGCUAUAAGCCAACAGAGUGCUGUCAUAUUAAUUUGCAUGGCGAUGGACAGAUACUUCUGCAUGCUGCACCCAGUCAGAUAUCACAAGCAUUCGAGCAAGAAGGGCUGCGUCGCUCUCAUCAGUAUGACGUGGGUUCUUUCAAUGAGUUUGUUCACUUUCCUGGUGCUGCCUAGCGGCGGUUUCUACUUCAAUUCGACCGGAAUGAUGGCUUGCGAGCCGUUUUAUCGUCGAUCUUCGGUCCGUAUUCUAGCCGCUUGCGGUUUUUAUUUUCCUACGACAAUGAUCCUGAUGUAUUGCUACGGUUCCGCGUUCCACGUCAACAAACUUAGACUCAGGAAGUUCAGCAACGGCGGCACAGGAUGCAACGCAAUUUCCAGCCCGGACGGGGGCUACAUCAAAACAUCGAGCAUGGAAAAGUUACUGACGCAGGAACGAAAACUGAGCACGUCUGCUUCGAGAACUAUGGCGGCCAUGUCCUUGGGGUUCAUCGUGCUUGUAACACCGUGGACCAUCCAGGAGGUGGUAGCUGCGUGUACCGGAUCGCGUGCCCCGCGAAUCCUCGAUUUCCUCGCCACUUGGUUAGCGCUCAGCGACUGCUUCUGGAACCCGUUUCUGUACUGGCUACUGAACAACCAUUUCCGCCGCAUCAGCAAAGAUAUACUUAAGGGGAGGAUAUUCUGCCGCAAGGCGCAUCAGCACAAGCAAGAAGACUCGCAGCACUGUUGCAACAACACACCCACGUUCAUGGGUCACGUGCCCGGCUGCGACCUGGAGGGACUCUCCGAGAAGUAUUGGGGAGAGAUAUUGGAGCGCACUUUGUCGUCGAGUUCGCUCCACGCGCUGCAAGGCGCAUACUCUCAGCUCGACUGCAACGGCCUGCAGGAAAUGCGGAUCUUGGACUUGGCCGUGCCGGACUUAUGAAAAUCGGACAAGACCACGCAGACAUUUGACAUUACGACGGCGAGCGAGA